GUCAGAGAAAGUCUCGUCCAAUCACGUUGUUCGUUGUCAGCUCAGCCCCGCCCCCUGCCGUUGCCCAGGGAACACCUGGAGCUGAGCGGAGCAGAGAGCAUCAUGGGAGCUCCUGAGGUGGCAGCGUGGCAGAGUUUCCUGUCGUCCGUCUCGUCGCUCUUUCACACCUGCAGCUCGAGGAUUGAUUGGCUGGAGCAGGAAGUCUCCGCCCACCGCAGUCAUGUGACCGCACUGCGUUGCGAGCUGCAGGACGCCUGUCUCCGUGACAACCAGGCCUUCGUCCCCGUGGAUGAAUUUCCAGAAAAGUUUCUGUUUGCUGACGUGGAAAAAAUAAAUCCUGUUUCCCCCUCCGAUCUGUCGAAGGAGCCGUCA
This is a messenger RNA of Plectropomus leopardus (leopard coralgrouper), 372 nucleotides long. Lineage: Eukaryota; Metazoa; Chordata; Actinopteri; Perciformes; Serranidae. The record is from RefSeq and is a predicted model, not a curated record.